CAGCGUUUCAUUGGGCGGAGGGUUUCUUCUGUGGUUUGAAUGGGGGUAGAAUGUAGGAUACUAGUAUGGAGGAGCUUGGCGAUGGCGAUGGGGAGCUUGGCGCCGGCGAUGGCGGUAAUUCGCCGAUAAUCGAUCCCCUCAUCCAAUGCGAGUCGCGGAUUCUGGACGAUGAGGCGGAGCUGUGCUGCUGCGUGGCGACCGGUUUGCCCCAUGCGAUCAAGGAGCAGCCGGAAGCAAGGGCGUACAAGCUGGGCAAGCACAAGUGCUCUUACAAUCGCGUGAAGCUGAUCAUCCGAGACGCGCUUUCCUCGAGCGCGAAGCUGAAAAUCUCCGAGGCUGUCCAGAUCCCAGUCGGGCCGGCUGACGUCGACGAUCGGCUUCGAGAGAGCUGCUUGAAAUUCCAGGUCCGUUUCACCCAAGGGAACAGGAUAGAUCUCUUCAUUCUCCUCGUCUACUCGUCGCCGAUCGAGGAUUACCAGGAAAAAUCUACGCAGCAGCAGAGCUACAAAUGGAUCCCAGUGACCCGCUCCAAGUGCAAGAACUCCAAAAAUCCUUGCAAAGGUCCGGUUCUUCGCGGACUCCAGCGCUUUGGCACGCAAAAAUCUCCAAGGAACUUGUACGUGGCGAUCGACGAAGCCAGCACGCAUGUCUGCCCGGUGAAAGGAGAAGCUUCUACUUUUCGAUUCUUGCUCGCUGCCUAUGACGACCAGCGUCUACUUCUCGGGAGCACAGUGUCCAGCCCGAUCAGAGUUUUCUGUAACAACGACACUCCUCUCGGUGCUGCGUCUCUCAAGAUCAAGUGUGACAUCAAAGGUGGCUGGCAAGCACGAGAGAAACAGAAGAGAACUAGGACGCCUUUCGCAGAUUUGACGAAUACCUCCGAAUGGAUAAAGAAAUGCAGCAAAACAACGGGCUCCUGCCAAGCGAAGACUGCAUUGCCCGAUCGAGUCGAGGCUCCCAGCGAUGAUCGAGAGCUCAGGGAUCACGUCGACCGAGAGCCCGAGAAAUCCUUGCAGAGGCCGCGGUUUGAGCCUUUCGAGCAGCUCCAGAGCCUUUUCUCGCCCAUCCAGAUCGACUACCUCCAGAAGCAAAAUCCAGAUUUCCUCUACAACUUCGUGCGCUACUCGAGGGAGUUGUAUAACACGUACUACAGAGACACCGCCAAGGAGAUCACGCGCCCCACUGCAAAGAGACCUUCCAUCCCCAAAACCGAGUUGUAAAGACAACUACCAUUGUUUUAGUUAAGCAUGGUGGUAUUGUCCAUACAUAUUUUAAAAAUAAACAUUAUCCUAGAGCGUUU
Molecule: messenger RNA, 1300 nt
Organism: Selaginella moellendorffii
Lineage: Eukaryota; Viridiplantae; Streptophyta; Lycopodiopsida; Selaginellales; Selaginellaceae
Exons: 5
Coding region: 66-1220 (384 amino acids)
Source: RefSeq, a predicted model, not a curated record